Drosophila arizonae is the source of this 957-nucleotide messenger RNA. RefSeq names its product Ornithine decarboxylase antizyme (gene Oda). Gene Ontology annotation, molecular function: ornithine decarboxylase inhibitor activity. Lineage: Eukaryota; Metazoa; Arthropoda; Insecta; Diptera; Drosophilidae. Gene Ontology annotation, biological process: positive regulation of protein catabolic process. Gene Ontology annotation, cellular component: nucleus; cytoplasm. The record is from RefSeq and is a predicted model, not a curated record.
UACAUUUCUAUACACAUACAUAUAUACAGUUAUAAUAGAGCUUAGUGAUGGCACUCGUUAACAUGCAACAGAAGCUGCAACAACAACACCAGUCAGACUCUCCUAUAUCAGAGGAUCAAAUCGGCGACCCAAUGUUUAGUAGUACCUUUGUUAGAAGAGAUUUUAAUGAUAGCGGAGUUGCUGGAUGUUCUGAUGGCAAACUCCGUACGAUUUCGACCUCGUCUUGCGCCACGAACAUGUCGACUGAGUCCUACCGCAUCUCUCUCGGCGUAGGGCCUCUGUGGUGGUCCGAUGUCCCUGUCCACCACAGAACAGAUCACGAUAGGGCAUCGCUCUUAACGGGCUACAGCCGUAAGUCUUCGGUCGACUCGGCUGGCGGCAGCUUGUUUGAGGCCAGCUCUCGGGCAUCCUCACCGUCUUCGUCCUCGGUUUGUUCCGAUGCGGAGUCGCAGGACAUACAUUCGAUAUGUUCAGAGGAUGAUUCCCAGGAGGUCUUGCGUCAGAUCUUGCAGCAUGAUCAACCCGUGCAAAUCUCCAUCAAAUUGCACGUUACCGAGGAUAUAUCAACCAACUGGAUGUCGAUCUUGAAUCCGACGAAUAACAUUCUAUAUGUCGCCUUUCCCACUGAGUUGCCACCAGGUGGCUCCAAGCAGACAUUCAUAUCGCUGCUAGAGUUCGCCGAGGAUAAGUUGGAGGUCGACGGCAUUGUGUUGGUUAUGCGCAAGGAUCAGCCGGAAUGUGCACGUCUAAUCGAGGCAUUCCUGUUUAUGGGCUUCGAACCGCUGUCGAGAAAAUCACCGAAGGCACCACCAGCAGCUGUCAACGAUAAUGAACACUACUAUUUCCUUUACACAAUCGAGGAGUAGGAGAAUGGACAUCAAAACGUUGGCAAAGCAAUUUAAAAAAUCAAAACGAUUUACAACACAAACUAAAUAUAAUCUAGCCUCACAAAAUAAC